GGGAUAGACACCAUCCGGCGACACGAUAAUAGCGCACUCGUCGUAGACCACAUCCGCCAGGAAUACCCCGACUAUGUGCCGGAGUUCCCCGAGGAGACGAACCAUUACCGAAACCGGGUCGCGCUGCAUGCACCCACGGUCCUGGCGGACUAUGUUGAGGACUUGCGACGUCUGGUGUUCAUACCCACUGGAGGUCUUGGCCCCCGCGAAGCAACCAUUGUAUCGACGGAUUGGGGGCCAGGCAUGGCCGAAGUGAGGGAAGCUUUACUGCAGCAGUACGGCUGGCCUGAAGCGUUCCGCGCCGAGGAGUGGAGGCGGGAUGGACGCACCAUCUACGAGGCAGCGAGGCAAAGAGUCAGCUGGGGCCCGGGAGGUUUUCGACUGCCGAUGAAUGAGAUGCGUGUUCCCGAGCUGCAUCCCGAUCUUAGGUAG
Messenger RNA from Parathielavia appendiculata, 432 nucleotides. RefSeq lists its product as uncharacterized. Lineage: Eukaryota; Fungi; Ascomycota; Sordariomycetes; Sordariales; Chaetomiaceae. The annotation marks the transcript as partial. The transcript has a single exon. The record is from RefSeq and is a predicted model, not a curated record.